GGAAAGUUUGUGGCGGGGCGGGGGCCCCGAGGGGGUAGAGCUGGGUGGGCUCCGACGCCUCCUCCCCUUUAAGCGGGUGGUCCCAGCGCUGCCUCCGUUACCUGGAGCGGGGAGGGGCUUGGGAAAGUUUGUGUUUGUUGCUGGCAAAGCGCCGGAUGGGAGGCGCGGGCGGGCGGGUGCUGCGGUUCUUCCCUCCCGCUUUCGGGAAGCGGUCGGGGCUGCAAGCUCAGCUCGGCGGGGCGGCCCUGGCGCCCGGCUCCCGGUGCCCGGCCGGCUGGAGGAGGCGGGCAGAGGCGGGCGGGAGCGGAGCGGAGCGAGGGGCGCACGUCCGCCCCAGCGCUGGGAUUUCUCGGCUCGCGAGGAGAGCGGAGCAGGCGCGCGGCCCAGGCGGAGGAGCGCUGACUCUGGAGCAGCCGGAGCUGGAGGAGGAGGAGGAGGAGAGGCGGCGGGGAAGGAGGAGGAGGGGGAGAGUCGCUCCCGCCCGGCGAGCAUGGGGCGCCUGGCGCCGAGGCCGCUGCUGCUGGCGCUCCUGUCGCUGGCUCUUUGCCGAGGGCGCGUGGUGAGGGUCCCUGCGGGCAGCCUGGUGCGGGUAGUGGGCACCGAGCUGGUCAUCCCCUGCAACGUCAGUGACUACGACGGCCCCAGCGAGCAGAACUUUGACUGGAGCUUCUCGGCCUCGGGCAGCAGCUUCGUGGAGCUUGCCAGCACCUGGGAAGCGGGCUUCCCAGCCCCACAGUACCGCGAGCGCCUGCAGAGGGGCGACAUCCUGCUGCGGCGGACGGCCAACGACGCGGUGGAGCUGCACAUAAAGAAUGUCCAGCACUCCGACCAGGGCCACUACAAGUGUUCCACCCCCAGCACGGACGCCACCGUGCAAGGCAACUAUGAGGAUACAGUGCAGGUUAAAGUGCUGCCCGACGCCCUGCGUGUGGCCGCCAGCCCUCAGCCCGCCCCGGGCCCCAGCCUGCGCGAAGGCGAACCCUUCGAGCUGCGGUGCGCGGCCUCCAGCACGUCGCCGCUGCACACGCACCUGGCGCUGCAGUGGGAGGUGCGGCGCGGCCCCGCCCGGCGGAGCAUCCUCUCCCUGACCCACGAGGGCAGGUUCCGGCCCGGCCCGGGCUAUGAGCAGCGCUACCGCGGCGGGGACGUACGCCUGGACACUGUGGGGAGCGACGGGUACCGCCUGGCCGUGUCCCGGGCCCUGUCCUCCGACCAGGGCUCCUACAGGUGCAUCGUCAGUGAGUGGAUCGGAGAGCAGGGAAACUGGCAAGAAAUUCAAGAGAAAGCCGUGGAUGUGGCCACCGUGGUGAUCCAGCCAACAGUUCUCCGAGCAGCUGUGGCCAGGAAUGUGUCUGUGGCUGAAGGCAAGGACCUGGGCCUGGCUUGCAACAUCACCACGGACCGAACGGACGAUGUCAGACCCGAGGUGACUUGGUCCUUCAGCCGGACGCCCGACAGCACGUUGCCUGGCUCCCGUGUGCUGGCUCGGCUGGACCGUGACUCCCUGGUGCAUGGCUCUCCUCACGUGGCCUUGAGUCACAUGGAUGCACGCUCCUACCACCUACUGGUUCGAGAUGUCAGCAAAGAAAAUGCUGGCUACUAUUUCUGCCACGUGGCGCUCUGGACCCCCGGAUACAACAGAAGCUGGCACAAGGUGGCAGAGGCCGUGUCGGCCCCGGCCGCCGUGACGGUGACCUGGCUAGAACCAGACUAUCAGGUGUACCUGAAUGCUUCUAAGGUCCCUGAGUUCUCAGACGACGUCACCGAGCUGGAAUGCCGGAUCCUGGAUGUGAAGAACCCAGAGGCGAGCGUCCGUUUCACCGUGUCCUGGUACUACCGGGUGAACCGGCGCAACGACGACGUGGUGGCCAGCGAGCUCCUGGCCGUCAUGAAUGGGGACUGGACAGUCAAGUACGGGGAGCGGAGCAAGCAGCGGGCCCGGGAGGGAGACUUCAUUUUUUCUAAGGAGCACCCGGACACGUUCAAUUUCCGGAUCCAAAGGACUACAGAGGAAGACAGGGGCAAUUAUUACUGUGUUGUGUCUGCCUGGACCAAACAGCGUAACAGUAGCUGGGUGAAGAGCAAGGACGUCUUCUCCAAGCCCAUCAACAUAUUUUGGGCACUGGAAGAUUCCGUGCUUGUGGUGAAGGCAAGGCAGCCCAAGCCUUUCUUCGCUGCCGGAAAUACAUUUGAGAUGACUUGCAAAGUGUCUUCCAAAAAUAUUAAGUCGCCACGCUACUCUGUUCUCAUCACGGCUGAGAAACCCGUUGGGGACCUCUCCAGUCCCAAUGAAACCAAGUACAUCAUCUCCCUGGACCAGGAUUCCGUGGUGAAGCUGGAGAACUGGACAGAUGCCUCGCGGGUGGAUGGUGUUGUGUUGGAGAAAGUGCAGGAAGAUGAAUUUCGCUAUCGAAUGUACCAGACUCAGGUCUCAGAUGCAGGCCUCUACCGCUGUGUGGUGACAGCCUGGUCUCCUGUCAGGGGCAGCCUGUGGCGAGAAGCAGCAACCAGUCUCUCCAAUCCUAUUGAGAUAGACUUCCAGACCUCAGGUCCUAUAUUCAAUGCCUCUGUGCAUUCGGACACGCCGUCGGUCAUCCGGGGAGAUCUCAUCAAAUUGUUUUGUAUCAUCACUGUCGAAGGAGCAGCCUUGGAUCCAGACGACAUGGCCUUUGACGUGUCCUGGUUUGCGGUGCACUCUUUCGGCCUGGACAAGGCGCCCGUCCUCCUGUCAUCACUGGAUCGGAAGGGGAUUGUGAACACGGCCCAGAGGGACUGGAAGAGCAGCCUCAGCCUGGAGCGCAUGAGCGUGCUGGAGUUCUUGCUGCAAGUGCAUGGCUCCGAGGACCAGGACUUUGGCAACUACUACUGCUCCGUGACUCCAUGGGUGAAGUCACCCACAGGUUCCUGGCAGAAGGAGGCAGAGAUCCAGUCCAAGCCCGUCUUUAUAACUGUGAAGAUGGAUGUGCUGAAUGCCUUCAAGUACCCGCUGCUGAUUGGUGUCGGCCUGUCCACGGUCAUCGGGCUCCUGUCCUGCCUCAUCGGGUACUGCAGCUCCCACUGGUGCUGUAAGAAGGAAGUCCAGGAGACCCGGCGAGAGCGCCGCCGGCUCAUGUCCAUGGAGAUGGACUAGCUGGUGCCAGAAAGGCCGAGACCGGGGGACGGUCGAGGAGCGGUUUGGGCGAGAUGAGGACAGCAAUCUUUUGACGCGAAGUGUGUUACACUAAAAACCAGUCCUCUCUAAUCUCAGGUGGGACUCGGCGCUCUCUCUUUCUGCAUGUCAAGUCCUGAGCGCAGACACGUUUACCAGCACACGGCUCUUCUUCCCACGGCACUUUCUGAUGGAACAAUCGAGUGUGUGUUUUCCUGACGGCGGCGUUUUUAAUGGUUAACCUCUAAUUUUUUUCUCCUACUGGCUUAUAGAUCUCUGACUUGUGUGUGUUUCUACCUUUUGUUUUGAGGGGUUGCAGUGAGAAAGGGGUGAAGGCGUUCAGAGUUCUUUGUCUCGGGUGAGAUCCGUACGGCUUCCGAGUCGGAGGCUCGUGCUAAGAGAGCUGCUAAAGGCGACCCUCUACCCCGGCCGAGGGACAACACAGACCAGUGCUGAAGGCUAAUGUGUGGCUUUUACUACCCUCCCACCCCCUAUUUUCCAGGGGGUUUAGGCUACAUUUAAAAUCUAAACCUGCAGUCCGUAACUUCCUAUCAAGCCCAAAUGCAUUUUGUUUUUUGGUUUUCUGCUUCUCUGCCCCCUUUCCACUUCUCUCGUAUUUGCUUUAUGUGCGAGUGCUGAAAUGGCCCUGGAAUCGAGAAUUUGGCUCUCCACCAAGCACCUUAUCUUGCCACCUUAGCCUUAAGAAUGAGUAUGAAGAAAAAUGCACAGCCCCCUCUGUCCAGGGCAGUGAGAAGGCCUGCAAGGAAGAAGAGGUCGGGGACAAGGAAAGGAACAGACAGUCACUCCCAUAGUUCCGAGGCUACCAUGCCUCAGGGGGCCCCAGAGAUUGCAGAAGGGAGAUAUCCUGGAAGUUUGAUUUCUGCAGUUCAUGCCAGAGGGUCAGUAGUGCAGGGGUGUGUCAGCUGGAAGAAGCCACCUCUCUUCCCUGUCCCGCCCUUUGUGAGAGGCUAAAGCCUUGUGGGUCUGCAGGGGGAACCACAGACACCCCAUGUCCUUCACGGGCCACUUGGGCUCUUUAAUGUGAAGUCGAAUUGCUGCUUGCAAGACUGACUUCAUAGAAUCAGAAAUUACCCAGAAGAACCAUGCAUUUUCUGUGACCUUGUCAGUCCUUCAAGUCUUUUAAAAAAUCCCCUGCAGGGGGUUAGUGAGAAAGGGUAUACUUUGUGGUGUGUUUGCUUUCCUAUUAGGAACACAGAGGAAACCCAGCAAUUUAUUGCCAUGUGAACAGCCUACAAAGUAGAUCUGAGAGUGGUCCGCUUUGCCCGAUCACUCGUACCAGGAGUAGGACAGCGGUCCCCAAAAGAUCUGUGACUUGCCCCUACACAGCGCUGGCCUUUCAGAAGCAUCCCAGUGGGGUUUUCCUGAGGCUCUCUCGUGACAGUCCCCACAUUGCAUUCUGCGUGCUCUUACCCCGGCUCUGAAGGACCUAAUACCGCUUUGUCUUCCAAAAGGGAAAAAAAGAUGCAUUUGUUUCGAGCAAUAAAGUAAUACAAAAUGAUGGCCAUUCACGUGCGGCUCUCUGUCACGAUGGGCCAGAAGAGCUGGACUGCUCCCAGCUCACCAUCUUCCCUUCUACUUCCCUCACUCUGUUGCCCACGAUUCAUUCUGCACAUAUCACCACGUCACCCCCAGACGGCAGAUUGCCACCAAAUUUUUCCUUUUGGUUUUGCCCACCGAGGGGCCCGCUCACAUGAUUGAAACUAGAUUCUAUACUAACGGUAGCAGCACAGAGGAAUUCCGGGCCUAGCAUCUGUGGUGGGAAGAUGCACCGCAGGUCUGCUCUACACGAAAGACCAGGGGAAGGGGAAGAGGCUGUGAUAGCACUAGACUGGGGUAUUUCCUCCAUGCCGUUUCCUAACUGUGCCAUCUCAGAGGAGGUGAGUCACAGGUGAUUGUGCAAAGAGGAAAUAGACACAGGUGCUGCGUUCAGAACAGCCAGUGCCCUCUGAGCCCUCACAGUGAUCAGCCUCCUAAAAGAAGGUUCAGGAUUGUUGCAGUACAGGCCCUUGGAAGGAGGAAAGGAUACUUGGCUUUGGAUGUGACCCAGUGGCCCCGGGUGUAUGUAAAAAACGUGGACGGGUUGCAGCAGACAGCCUGUGGCAGUAAAGGUGACACGUGCUCACACACUGUACCUUUUCCUUUCAAACUGCUGUUGCAGUUCACGGCUGGGGCUUUUGUGGCAUUUACUGUGCCCCUAGCCCCACCCUCCAUCCACUGGGCUGGUACCAAGUAGGGAGAAGUCACAGGGCAUUGUACCAAGGACCUCCUUCCUUCCAAGGACAUAAACAUGGCUGGAACAUGUGUCCUGGUCAGAGGGUGAGAUGUACUCUUGUUAUACCAAAUAGGGCCCCCUGCUCCGUGCUUUUCUGGAAAAGCUUCCCGCAGAAGCACUGGAAUGAAGGCAAGGACCCAGCCACGACUGACACGGAUCAAAGUGCACUGCUUAACACAAAGAAACUUGAUAGAAAGUUUGACUUUUUUUUUUUUUUCCUUCUAAUCAUAAAAAUAUCCCCAGAAAGAGCCUAAGCUACAUUCAGAUAAAAGCCUGAAAAGUACUUUCCAUUGUUUACUUUAUAAUGUUUACAUAUACUUUUCACUUUUUAAAAAAAAAGAAAAUGCCAGCUCUGACUUUUUAACAACUUUUCAGAUUUUUCAUGGGACAGUGGAACUCUGACUCACCAACUGGAGUUAAAAUCUUAAUUUAGAAAUGUAUUUAUUUGUGUGUUUUCUCCCCUCCUAUCUAUGUGGCUUUCCCUAAGAUCCUGGUCAAGGUGGCUUCUCCUGCCCAGACCCUUGUCUGUUUUCCCUGGUGGCUCUUGCUUUGCAGCCUGCCUGCUGCCAUGAUUUUGUCACUGACAUCUGUGAGCCAAAGACUGAGCCUCUUUAGCAGGAAUAAUAAGCAAUACUACACAACUUGCUACUUUCAGAAAACCUUUUUUUUUUUUUUUUUAACCUUCACCGAUGACAACAGAGGAAGAAGGGAACUGGGAUUUGGGUAAGUUCUCCUCCGCUGUUUGACCAAAUUCUCAGUGAUAAAUAUUGUGUGCAGAUCACUAGGAGAAAAAAGUUGACUUUCUUUCUUUUUUAGCGUGGCACAUACAGAUCUGCCGAAUUUUACGUAGACAAAAGAAAGGGUCUUGUGUAUUUUUGUCCAUAUCCGAUGUUAUAUGAACUAAUUGUAUUGUUUUAUACUGUGACCACAAAAUAUUAUGCAAUGCACCGUUUGUUUUUUAUUUCAUUAAAGGAAGUUUAAUUUAAA
This is a messenger RNA of Cervus elaphus (red deer), 6428 nucleotides long. It is a transcript of the gene PTGFRN, whose product is annotated as prostaglandin F2 receptor inhibitor. The transcript has 9 exons. Lineage: Eukaryota; Metazoa; Chordata; Mammalia; Artiodactyla; Cervidae. The record is from RefSeq and is a predicted model, not a curated record. The coding region runs from base 491 to 3130 and encodes 879 amino acids.